Messenger RNA from Danio rerio (zebrafish), 6773 nucleotides. The record is from RefSeq and is a predicted model, not a curated record. Lineage: Eukaryota; Metazoa; Chordata; Actinopteri; Cypriniformes; Danionidae.
CACACACACACAUAUACAUACAUACACAUACUCACACAUACACACUGUUACAGUCAUAUGUAUAUGCCUGUUUGUUUUGCUUGUGUGUGUGCGCUCUUUUUCUCUCCCUCUCUUGCUCGCUCGCUUGCUCCCUCCUCCUCUCUCUGUCAGUUCUCAGGUUCGCCCAUUCCAGUAUCCCAUUCGUCUGUGAAGACGUCAAUCUCAAUUACACCUUGUGACGUCAUCACCUUCACAACCAAUCAGCACAGGAGCUCAAAGUUUAAAAGGGAUGCGAGCGGGGAAGCUCGUUCUGCUUUUGCUCUGCCUUGCUUGCGGUCUUUGCUUGCCUUUGUGUGUGUUUUUUGGCUUGUUGUUAUGUGCUGUGAUGUUGACGUGAACUUAGUUUUGAUUUUGGUCUUGUUCUUGUGUUGAUCGCUGUUACCGUCUUGGAUGUGUAUAUGUGACAAUCCCCUGACGUCUGUCUUCAGCCUUUCCCUUGGAUUCGAGGAGUUUAGAUGUCACGUGACAUACAUAUUGCAUCACGCAGAUAACUCCACUGUCUAAACACACUAGUUUAGAAGUGAGCGCCACCCGCUGUAAGUUUUCUCCGUAUAUUUGGUUAGAAGAGUAGAUUAGUUAUAGCGUGAAUACGCUGAAGAUGUUUUGUUUGUUUAUUUUGUAUUAGACAGUUUAGAGGGUAAUUAUUAGUUAGAAUUGGGGUUUUUGUUAUAUUUCUUUCAUUUGUUUGGCGCCACUUAACUCUCGUUUCCCCCACCAUCUUUAAUCUAUAUUGAUUGAUUUAUUGUAUGUUGUGAGAUCUUGUAAAUAAUACUUUAUUGCUUUUUGACUUCCUUUCACUAUUGUAAAUAAAUUCACUUAUUUUUGCAGUAUUUGGGUUGUCGUGUUGAUAUUUUGCCACCAACUGACCACAAAAUAUUAUCACCUUAAAUGUUACCUUUUAAACCCUAGAUACCAAAACUUAAAAGUCGUAACAUUUAAAUGGGGGCUCGUCCGGGAUCUCUUUUUAAUAAAAGAAACCUGAAAUUGUGAUAAGUUUUGUGUUUGUUAGUGGCAAUUGGUGUUAGUUUGUGUAUUGUACAUAAUAGAUGUUUGCGGAAGGAUAUCUUGCUGUUUGUUUCGUGUAGUCUGUAUCAUGGAGGUUUUUAGUUUGGAGGAAUUUGUUACAAAACCAACCAUAGAGCAGAUUAAUGUUUGUAGGAAGCAGGAUUUAUUACUGAUUGCUGAUCAUUAUCAGAUUGUUGUUAACAAGCAGAGUCGUAAGGCAGAAAUAAAAGGUAAGAUACUGUUAAAGUUACAUGAGAAAAGUGUUCUUCUUCUGUCAAAUGUUGUGGAGGAGACUGGUGAAAAUAUUAGCCAGGAUGACGUUGCUGUGGCGCAUCUCAGUCCGGGUGCUGAGGAUGAUCCUAAUGGUCAAGCUGAUGUCGGCGCGGAGGUGAAGGCUGGCUUGCCAGUGUUUGAUCCGUUCUCCCCUAUUUCCUCUGGUUACAGAGAUGAUCCGCGACUGAAAGUCCGCUUAGCCCGUCUGCAGUACGAGGCACAAGAAAAAGCGCAUGCACGUCAGGCUGAAAUAAACUUGCGUUUAGAAAUACGCAAGCUAGAAAUAGAGGCUGAAAAAGUGAUCAAGCUGCGACAGCUAGAUCUGGAGGCGAUGAAGAUUUCUUCUGGCUCAGCUGCGCAGCCCAAUUCGGCUCCUGCCUCUGUGUCCUCUGAUGUGGCCCCGCCUACUGAUCCAGCUCCGACUGCAUUUGACAUAGGUAAGCACAUUGCAUUAGUCCCACCAUUUAGAGAAUCAGAAGUAGAUUCUUAUUUUUGUGCUUUUGAGCGGAUAGCCAUUUCUUUACGUUGGCCUAAAGAGGUUUGGUCACUAUUGCUGCAGUGCAAGUUGUUUGGUAAAGCUCAAGAGGUUUGCUCUACUUUGUCAGUUGAGGAUAGCUUGAAAUAUGAAAAUGUCAAGUCUGCAAUUUUACGAGUUUAUGAACUUGUUCCAGAAGCCUAUAGACAGCGAUUUAGAGCAUGUAAGAAAACAUCUGCUCAGACUUUUGUUGAAUUCGCAAGAGAGAAAGGAAUCUUGUUUGAUAAGUGGUGUAGCGCUAGUAAGGUGGCUGAUUUUAACUCACUGCGGGAACUGAUGUUAAUGGAAGAAUUUAAAAAUUGUUUGCCCGAGCGAGUUGUUGUUUAUCUAAAUGAACAGAAGGUGACUUCAUUGUCGCAAGCAGCUGUUCUAGCAGACGAGUUCAUUUUAACUCACAAGAAUGUUUUUGCUACUGCACGUUCUGAGAAGUCCCAGCCUAAUUCUUCACAAACCAGUAGACCAAAAUCUAGCACAACUCGUGAAGAACGUGAGUGCUAUUAUUGCCACAAACAAGGUCAUGUCAUAGCCGAUUGUUUGGUUUUAAAACGGAAACAGCAGCCGCAAGUGAAAAGUGUAGGGUUUUUAAAAACUCACACUGCUUUCAAUGCAUCUGAUGAUGACAAAAUUGAUGACAAUUAUAAACCUUUUAUUCUGGAAGGAUUUAUUUCGUUGUCUGAAAAUGGUGAGGAUCAGAUUAAGGUAAAAAUUCUUAGGGACACUGGUGCUUUGCAAUCUUUUAUUGUUGCAGACAAGUUAAAGUUGUCAGAUGACACUUUCUGUGGCUCCAGUGUGAUUGUUCAGGCCAUUGAGAUGAAUUGCAUCAAAGCACCGCUACAUCGUAUACACUUGAAGAGUGAUCUGUGUACAGGAUUUGUGAGGGUGGCUGUGCGCCCAUCACUUCCUGUAAAGGGCAUAGAUGUUAUUCUUGGAAAUGAUCUGGCAGGAGGAAAAGUAAUGCCGGUGUUAGAGGUAACGGAAAAACCAGAUUUGUGUGCUCAAUCGGAUUUGACUGACGCUUACCCUGAUGUUUUUCCUGCAUGCGCAGUUACACGUGCACAGACACGCAAGUUGGGUAACGUAAUUGAAUUGGCUGAUUCAUUUUUCUCUCCUCUCCUAGCUGGUGAGAAAAUUUCUGAUUCUGAGACAUCCAGAGAAAAACAAAACACACAAAAUGUUGAUGUAGUGACUGAUACUGAAACGUUAAAGUUACCUGUAUCACGAGAGAAAAUCAUGGUUGCUCAAAAAGAGGAUAAAUCUCUUGCACCUAUUUUCGAUUCUGCUGUCACAAAAGAUGUGAUAAAAGAAAUGAAAAGUGGAUUUUUCAUUGACAGUGAGAUGCUGAUGAGGAAAUGGUGUUCAAAUCCAGGUAGUGAUUUUGAUUGGGAUGCUGUUUAUCAAAUUGUUGUUCCAUCUCCUUAUCGUCAACACGUACUAUAUCUGGCACAUGACCAUCAGCUUGCUGGCCAUCUAGGAAUCACAAAGACAUACAACCGAAUUUUGAAGCAUUUCUUUUGGCCAGGUUUAAAAAAAGAUGUGGUUAAAUACUGUCGUGCUUGCCAUACAUGUCAGAUAGUAGGAAAGCCGAACCAAGUGAUUCCGCCUGCACCCUUGACUCCCAUACCUGUUAUUGGCGAUCCUUUUGAACACAUAAUUGUGGACUGUGUGGGGCCGCUCCCUAAAACAAAAUCUGGUAAUCAGUUUUUACUAACUAUAAUGUGUGCCGCAACUAGGUUUCCAGAGGCUGUUCCCCUGAGAAAAAUCACCGCACCUGUGAUUGUUAAAGCUCUGAUAAAAUUCUUCUCUACAUUUGGCCUGCCCAAAAUCAUUCAAAGCGAUCAAGGUACGAAUUUUCUAUCGAAGCUAUUUAAGCAAAUUUUACAAUCACUCGACAUCACCCAUCGUGUUUCAAGCGCAUAUCAUCCUGAGAGUCAGGGUGCGCUUGAACGCUUUCAUCAGACACUUAAGUCCAUGCUCCGCAAAUACUGCCUGAGUACAGAUAAGAACUGGGAUGAAGGAGUCCCUUUGGUUUUAUUUGCUGCGAGAGAAACAAUUCAAGAAUCGCUUGGAUUUAGCCCAGCUCAGCUAGUGUUCUCUCACGAAAUUAGAGGUCCGUUAAAAGUACUAAAAGAACGCAUGUUGUCUGUUGAAACCAGUAAGAAAACUAACAUAUUAGAUUAUGUUAGUCAAUUCCGUGAUCGUUUACACUCCGCGUGUAAACUGGCUAAAGAAUCUUUGGCCAGUGCGCAGAAAGGGAUGAAGCGCAAGUACGACAGAAAGGCUGUUGCGCGCUCAUUCGCUGUUGGAGAUAAGGUUCUCGUACUUUUACCCGUACCUGGUUCUUCACUUUCUGCUCGUUUCGCCGGUCCGUACGAAAUAAAAAAGAAACUGAGUGAGACGGAUUAUAUGAUUCAUACACCCGAUAGAAAACGCCAAACCCGUGUAUGUCAUAUUAAUAUGCUUAAAGUAUACCAUUCCAAAGAGACAGGUAAGGAUGCCCCGGUUUCAAAGCCAGAAUCCGUUGUUCCCACUGUUGUUGCAGUUGCGGAACAGACUUCUGCUGUGAUGUCAGAUGCUGAUGAUGGUGUAAUUCUUCGUGACCUUCCCCAAUCAUCUGUGAGGUUAGUCAAUUCAGAAAUUUUGAGUGAUCUAAAUUCCUAUCUCAAACAUUUGCCUGCUGAUCAGAAAACAGAUAUCAUUAAGUUAAUAUCUGAUUUUAACUGUUUGUUUGGUGAUGUUCCAACCCAAACAAAUGUGUUAAAACACGAUAUUAAUGUGGAUGGUGCACGUCCAAUAAAGCAGCACGCAUAUCGUCUGAAUAUGGCUAAAAGAUCUAUUAUGCGUCAAGAAGUGAACUACUUGCUUGAAAAUAAAUUGGCAAAACCGAGCAGUAGCCCUUGGAGUUCACCGUGUUUGCUGGUGCCAAAACCUGAUGGAACGUACAGAUUUUGUACUGAUUACCGAAAGGUUAACGCAGUCACUGUCCCAGACAGCUAUCCUUUACCACGCAUGGAGGACUGCGUUGACAAUGUCGGUUCUGCGCGUUUUGUCUCUAAAUUAGACAUGCUAAAGGGAUAUUGGCAAAUUCCGCUUACUGAUAGAGCUUCUGACAUCUCCGCAUUCGUCACUCCAGAUUCAUUCAUGCAAUACAAUUCGAUGGCUUUCGGUCUUAGAAACGCACCCGCGACGUUUCAACGUCUAGUAAAUACAGUGUUGGCCGACAUACCAAACUGUAGCGCGUAUCUCGAUGAUAUAGUAGUUUACUCCAUGAGCUGGCGUGAUCAUGUGCAUUCGUUAAGAGAAAUAUUUACACGACUUUCUAACGCAUCUCUAACACUAAAUUUAGCUAAAUGUGAGUUUGGCCAAGCGACUGUCACAUACCUGGGCAAGGAGGUUGGACAAGGUCAAGUUCGCCCUGUAGAUGCGAAAGUAACCGCUAUUUCGCAGUUUCCAGUCCCCACCACUCGCCGAGAACUACGGAGGUUCUUGGGUAUGGCUGGUUAUUACCGAAGUUUUUGCAAAAACUUUUCUACUGUGGUUAACCCCUUAACAUCUUUGCUUAGCCCUUCUACAUCAUAUGUGUGGUCUGAUGCUUGUCAAAGUGCCUUUGAUAGUGUGAAAGCACUUUUAUGUAAUGCACCUGUUCUUGCUGCUCCUGAUUGUGCAUCACCAUUUAAGCUUGAGAUUGAUGCAAGUGCUGUAGGUUCUGGUGCCGUACUUCUUCAGGAGGAUGAAACUGGUAUUGACCAUCCUGUGAGCUAUUUCUCUCGUAAGUUUAAUAAACAUCAGCUCAAUUAUUCUACGAUUGAAAAGGAAACCCUUGCUCUGUUGUUUGCUUUGCAACACUUUGAGGUCUACGUUGGUUCCAGCUGUUUACCUGUGAUUGUAUAUACGGAUCACAAUCCUCUAGUAUUCCUAUCCAGGAUGUACAAUCAUAACCAACGACUGAUGAGAUGGUCUCUGCUAGUCCAGAAUUAUAAUUUGGAUAUUCGUCAUAAAAAAGGCAUUGAUAAUGUUAUGGCGGAUGCCCUGUCUAGAGCUUAAUUUUUUUUUCUCUCUCUGGUUUAUUUUAACAAACAGGUUUGUUCUUGAGGGUCAGGGUGUUACAGUCAUAUGUAUAUGCCUGUUUGUUUUGCUUGUGUGUGUGCGCUCUUUUUCUCUCCCUCUCUUGCUCGCUCGCUUGCUCCCUCCUCCUCUCUCUGUCAGUUCUCAGGUUCGCCCAUUCCAGUAUCCCAUUCGUCUGUGAAGACGUCAAUCUCAAUUACACCUUGUGACGUCAUCACCUUCACAACCAAUCAGCACAGGAGCUCAAAGUUUAAAAGGGAUGCGAGCGGGGAAGCUCGUUCUGCUUUUGCUCUGCCUUGCUUGCGGUCUUUGCUUGCCUUUGUGUGUGUUUUUGGCUUGUUGUUAUGUGCUGUGAUGUUGACGUGAACUUAGUUUUGAUUUUGGUCUUGUUCUUGUGUUGAUCGCUGUUACCGUCUUGGAUGUGUAUAUGUGACAAUCCCCUGACGUCUGUCUUCAGCCUUUCCCUUGGAUUCGAGGAGUUUAGAUGUCACGUGACAUACAUAUUGCAUCACGCAGAUAACUCCACUGUCUAAACACACUAGUUUAGAAGUGAGCGCCACCCGCUGUAAGUUUUCUCCGUAUAUUUGGUUAGAAGAGUAGAUUAGUUAUAGCGUGAAUACGCUGAAGAUGUUUUGUUUGUUUAUUUUGUAUUAGACAGUUUAGAGGGUAAUUAUUAGUUAGAAUUGGGGUUUUUGUUAUAUUUCUUUCAUUUGUUUGGCGCCACUUAACUCUCGUUUCCCCCACCAUCUUUAAUCUAUAUUGAUUGAUUUAUUGUAUGUUGUGAGAUCUUGUAAAUAAUACUUUAUUGCUUUUUGACUUCCUUUCACUAUUGUAAAUAAAUUCACUUAUUUUUGCAGUA